CACACAUCUGUGAAGCUCCGAGCAUCCACCUCAGAGAGGAGGAACAUAUAUUAUUCACCAUAGGAGUUUAAUCCACAAUUGUGUAAGACUCAGAUUGUAUUGGGCUAAAUAUGUUCACUCUGCAUGUAACCGCUAACCGACGGGAUCUGACGUCUUUUGUAUUCAUAUUCACCACGGGGGGGUCGCUGUUGUCAGCGUUAGCUUAGCAUAGCUUGGCUACGGAGAACGGGUAAUGUAUGUUUGUCCGGCUAAACACCGUUACUUGCAGUCACAUCGUGCACUUUGGCGUCGUCGCUCAUUGCUUCAGAAUUACCAAAGUGAAGAUACUAUCGCCAAGUCAUAGACCAAACACCGAUACACACUGGUACGGUUUAACCUUAUAACGCUUAACGUUGACGUGCUUUCUCAAAGCAGUGUGUUGAGUCCGCUAACCAAGCUAGUGAGUCGCUGGCUGGGGGUUAGCUGCUAACGCUGGAGGUAAACAUGCACCGCACAUAAAACGAUGCAGAAUCAACCUGAUGCGGCUCGGGUUCAAGCUUAGCUCAAUGGAUGGUGCACCCAGGCGAAGUGAUGAAACGUUAUCUCCAGACGGGUGUGACUGGGGACGCCAGGUCUCUGUGCUGAGGACCCGAUGCCUUCGCUGAGCCUCCACGAAGAGCGUGUCAGUGAUGCUGACAGCUGCUGUCCAGAUGCUUUGGCUUCCCAAAGUAGCAGAUCGGCCCUCCUACGGAAGAAAUGAUGAAAAAUUGCGAAUACCAGCAAAUCGAUCUGGAGGCACUGUCAACACCCGCCCCCACCCCUUCACCCCAACCCGUCACUGACAAUGGGAAGGAGGAGGAGAAGACGGCGAAAAAACAGCGAAGAAAGUGGGAAGUUUUCCAGGGGAAGAAUCGCUUUUGUUGCGAUGGGAGGAUCAUUAUGGCCCGGCAGAGUGGGGUGCUACCCCUCACCCUGGGCCUCAUCCUACUCACCAGUGUGUUAUUCUUCAUAUUUGAUUGCCCCUUCCUGGUCCAGCACCUGACCGUGUGCAUCCCUGUGAUUGGUGGAGCCCUGUUUGUGUUUGUGGUCAUCACACUGGUGCAGACCAGCUUCAGCGACCCCGGCAUCCUGCCCAGAGCCACCCCUGACGAAGCUGCUGAUGUGGAGAAGCAGAUCGACGACGCCGGCAACACCACCUACCGCCCGCCGCCGCGCACCAGGGAGGUGCUCAUCAACCAGCAGGCGGUGAAGCUCAAGUACUGCUUCACCUGCAAGAUGUUCCGGCCCCCGCGCACCUCCCACUGCAGUCUGUGUGACAACUGCGUAGAGCGCUUCGACCACCACUGCCCCUGGGUGGGCAACUGCGUCGGCAAGCGCAACUACCGCUUCUUCUACACCUUCAUCGUGUCGCUCUCGUUCCUGACGGCCUUCAUCUUCGGCUGCGUGACCACCCACCUGGCACUGAGGGCUCAAGAUGGAAAAGGCCUGGUGUUCGCACUGCAGGAGAGUCCUGGCAGUGCGGUGGAGCUGGUCAUCUGCUUCUUCUCCGUCUGGUCCAUCCUGGGCCUCUCGGGCUUCCAUACCUACCUGGUUGCUUCCAAUCUGACCACCAACGAAGACAUCAAAGGCUCGUGGACGGGGAAGAGUGGUGCCGAGGCGGCCACCAACCCGUACAGCCACAGAAACAUCUUCGUCAACUGCUGCUCUGUUCUCUGUGGACCCAUGCCCCCCAGUCUGAUUGACAGGCGGGGCUUCCUAUCAGCGGAGGAGGAGGCGGCUGCGGCGGCGGCGCCACAGGCUACCAGCAGAGAGGUGGAGCUGCCCGUCCUGGCCUCCAAGAAGGACAUAAAUGUGGUAGGAACGUGGCUUAUGGUUUGCAGGAAUCUCCUUUCGCUUGAACAACACCCCUAACCCCAUCCACCGCAAAAAACGUCUUCAUCGUUAGGAGAGCCUGGUUUCCUAGCAUAGCUGACCCCAUCCUGACCUCUUGACUGCGGCCUGUCAAGCCUCCAUGUUGUUAUUAAAAAAUAAUUCUUAAAUUCAAAGCAUGAUUUAAAUUGACCCCUAUGCACUGCUCAGAGUCUUUAGUCCACACUUCAGUUUCACACUCCGAUAUACUUGGUGAGAGGUUGAUGGUUCCAAUGCAACAUCAUGGUCUCGCCUUAGCUCAGAAGGUUCUGCGAACACGGGCAAGAGCGAUUUUAAAGACGCCAUGCAGCACGGGGAAUAACAUGCACCGCACUGACCAACCAGCAACAGGUGCACCAGGCAUGCUUAAUGAGCUAAAGACGGCCGUUAGUCCGUUAUUCAAAUGAGAGCAGAAGAUGAAAGGGCAGAUGAGCGAUCAAAGAUGGCCAGGUCCCAUUGUCGGGGGACUGGGGAGGAUGUUCAUGUCUCUUCCUCCAUGGACCUGAGAGGAAACAGACAGGCAUCAGUGUCGCAUUAAGGAAAAACCAUAACACCCUAUCAAAUAAGAACAAAAACUUCUGAAAAACAGCUUUUUUUAUUGACCUGCUAAUCCAAAACAAACAGUAACAAGCAAUAUCUUUCAAGAAAUGUGGGUGCAUGUGUCCAUAUUGUUCUAUGUUUUUAAAACUGAAUUAAAGUAGUGGUUUCGCACAGAAUCAACCCAUAGAACCACAAUAUAACUAUGUCACUUUAAAUCUAAAUUAUACUCAACGUGUGUUGAAUAGCUAGGCUGUUGGUCUUAGUGCUUGCAUUUAGGGUUCUGCGUUCUUGUGAAAAGUCAAUGACUUCGGGUAAUUGCUAUAUUAUAAUAAUAGUCUAACAUAAAUAACCUGGAAAACACAGCAGGGAAGAAUCGGUGGGUUUUCGUUGUGUAUGCACUUGAUUUACAUGAAAAUAUGUGUAACGUCGUCAAAAUAAAGUCCUGUCCACGACUGGUGACCUUUGGUGUCUUGUGUAUGUCUAUGUGUGUGUGUCUGUCUAUGCAUGCGUGUCUAAACCUAUGUCCUGCCAUCCGUCUCUACUACGAGGAGCAUUGUCUGAACUUUGCUCUGUCCUGUAUGAUUGAGGAGCCUGCUUUUAGUCAAGCCAGUAAAUCUCUAAGACAGGAUGGGGAAAAAAAAGUGUCUUUGUUUUUGUCUGUGUGUGUGCGUGUGCUUUGACUGCAGUUGUUUCUGCACGAGCUGUUCAUGGAAUGUGUGCUUGGCUGGCUGCCUAUCAGUGUGUUUACCGCCACGCCAAUCCUCCCAUCUCAUUGGGCAGACGUAACCGUGGCAUGUUAACCGCUUGUUGCUAGAAGCUCGCCGUUUUGUUCUCUGCAUGCACGUCAAGGUCCGAUGGAUGUUUUCAUAUCCAUCGUGUCCUUGGCGAGUAAACGAUCAGUUCAGGUCUUGAUCUCUGCUAUUUUAUGCACACAAGUCCGGUCUGUUUGUACGGCUCACAGUGUUGGAAUGUGUGUUCAUCUGGGUCGGUGUAGAGCUGUUCAGCCCCUGGUUAUACAAGGUGCAGGCCGUGUCUUAUCCCCUUCUUCUCGAAGACGAGACGAUUCAUUAUUCUUCUUCUUA
Molecule: messenger RNA, 3509 nt
Organism: Gadus chalcogrammus (walleye pollock)
Lineage: Eukaryota; Metazoa; Chordata; Actinopteri; Gadiformes; Gadidae
Gene: zdhhc18b
Product: zinc finger DHHC-type palmitoyltransferase 18b
Exons: 8
Coding region: 736-1890 (384 amino acids)
Biological process (GO): peptidyl-L-cysteine S-palmitoylation; protein targeting to membrane
Cellular component (GO): endoplasmic reticulum; Golgi apparatus
Molecular function (GO): protein-cysteine S-palmitoyltransferase activity
Source: RefSeq, a predicted model, not a curated record